This is a messenger RNA of Myiozetetes cayanensis, 4783 nucleotides long. It is a transcript of the gene ATP2A2, whose product is annotated as ATPase sarcoplasmic/endoplasmic reticulum Ca2+ transporting 2. Gene Ontology annotation, molecular function: ATP binding; P-type calcium transporter activity; ATP hydrolysis activity. Gene Ontology annotation, cellular component: membrane. The transcript has 20 exons. NCBI's taxonomy places the organism in Eukaryota, Metazoa, Chordata, Aves, Passeriformes, Tyrannidae. The coding region runs from base 228 to 3356 and encodes 1042 amino acids. Gene Ontology annotation, biological process: intracellular calcium ion homeostasis; calcium ion transmembrane transport. The record is from RefSeq and is a predicted model, not a curated record.
UUUUUUUUUUUUUCAUUUUUUUUUCCUGCCCCUCCCGGCCUCCGCCGUGAGGAGUGAGGUGGGCUCGGGCUGCUCUGUCGCGGGAGAGGGUCUAUGGUGGUAGCACGGGGGUGGUGAGGGCUGAGCAGGGGUCUCGCCGCCGCGCCCGCCGCCGCUGAGGAGGAGGAGGAGGAGAGGGAGGAGGAAGAGGCGAGGCACGGCACCAUUUGCUGCUCCCUGCCCCGGCCAUGGAGAACGCGCACACAAAGACUGUGGAGGAAGUUUUGGCUUAUUUCGGCGUCAACGAGAGCACCGGGCUCAGCCUCGAGCAAGUCAAGAAGCUGAAGGAGAAAUGGGGCUCCAACGAGUUACCAGCUGAGGAAGGAAAAACCUUACUCGAGCUUGUGAUCGAGCAAUUUGAAGACUUACUAGUUAGAAUUUUGUUGCUGGCUGCUUGCAUAUCUUUUGUCCUGGCCUGGUUUGAAGAAGGUGAAGAAACAAUCACAGCGUUCGUAGAACCUUUUGUAAUCUUACUUAUUUUAGUAGCCAAUGCCAUUGUGGGAGUGUGGCAGGAAAGAAAUGCUGAAAAUGCUAUUGAAGCUCUUAAAGAGUAUGAACCAGAAAUGGGCAAAGUGUACCGACAAGACCGGAAAAGUGUGCAGAGGAUUAAAGCCAGAGACAUUGUCCCAGGGGAUAUUGUGGAAGUGGCAGUUGGAGACAAGGUUCCUGCUGAUAUAAGAAUUACUUCCAUCAAGUCUACAACUCUAAGGGUAGACCAGUCAAUUCUCACAGGUGAAUCUGUGUCUGUUAUUAAGCACACUGACCCUGUGCCUGAUCCUCGUGCUGUGAACCAAGACAAGAAGAACAUGCUCUUUUCUGGUACAAACAUCGCUGCUGGCAAGGCCAUGGGAGUGGUUAUUGCGACAGGAGUGAACACCGAAAUUGGGAAAAUCCGUGAUGAGAUGGUGGCUACCGAGCAGGAGAGAACCCCCCUGCAGCAGAAGCUGGAUGAGUUUGGGGAGCAGCUGUCCAAAGUCAUCUCCCUCAUCUGCAUCGCCGUGUGGAUAAUAAACAUCGGGCACUUCAACGACCCCGUUCACGGCGGCUCCUGGAUCCGAGGGGCCAUCUAUUACUUCAAAAUCGCCGUCGCCCUUGCCGUGGCGGCUAUUCCCGAGGGUCUCCCUGCUGUCAUCACCACCUGCCUGGCCCUGGGAACUCGCAGGAUGGCCAAGAAGAAUGCCAUUGUCAGGAGUCUGCCCUCUGUGGAAACCUUGGGCUGCACCUCCGUCAUUUGUUCUGACAAGACUGGUACUCUGACCACGAACCAGAUGUCAGUGUGCAGGAUGUUUAUCCUGGACAGAGUGGAAGGAGACAGCUGUUCCCUGAACGAAUUUACUGUCACUGGUUCAACAUAUGCUCCCAUGGGAGAAGUGCACAAAGAUGACAAACUCAUUAAAUGUAGUCAGUAUGAUGGACUUGUGGAACUUGCAACGAUCUGUGCACUCUGCAACGAUUCCUCUUUGGAUUACAAUGAGGCUAAGGGAGUUUAUGAGAAGGUUGGUGAAGCCACAGAAACAGCACUUACCUGCCUGGUGGAGAAGAUGAAUGUGUUUGACACAGACCUGAAAGGACUUUCCAGAAUCGAACGUGCCAACGCGUGUAACUCGGUGAUAAAACAACUCAUGAAGAAGGAAUUCACUCUGGAAUUCUCAAGAGACAGAAAGUCCAUGUCUGUCUACUGCACGCCCAACAAACCGAGCCGCACGUCCAUGAGCAAGAUGUUUGUGAAGGGCGCUCCUGAAGGUGUGAUUGACAGGUGUACACAUGUCCGUGUUGGAAAUGCUAAAAUACCAUUAACCCCUGGAAUUAAGCAGAAGAUCAUGUCUGUCAUUAGGGAAUGGGGGACUGGUAGAGAUACGUUGCGUUGCUUGGCUCUGGCGACCCAUGACAAUCCUCCCAAAAAAGAGGAGAUGAAUCUGGAGGACUCCUCAAAUUUCAUUAACUAUGAGACCAACUUGACCUUUGUGGGCUGUGUGGGAAUGUUGGAUCCCCCGAGGAUUGAAGUAGCUUCAUCCAUCAAGCUGUGCAGACAGGCUGGCAUCAGGGUCAUCAUGAUCACCGGGGACAACAAGGGCACGGCUGUGGCCAUUUGCCGCCGCAUCGGGAUCUUCGUGGAGGACGAGGACGUUUCCACCAAGGCCUUCACGGGCCGGGAGUUCGAUGAGCUCUCCCUCGCUGCCCAGAGGGACGCCUGUCACCAUGCCCGCUGCUUUGCUCGGGUGGAGCCUUCCCACAAAUCCAAGAUCGUGGAGUUUCUCCAGUCUUUCGAUGAGAUCACAGCCAUGACUGGUGAUGGUGUCAAUGAUGCCCCUGCACUGAAGAAGGCAGAAAUUGGAAUUGCCAUGGGUUCUGGCACUGCAGUGGCUAAAACUGCCUCUGAAAUGGUUUUAGCAGAUGACAAUUUCUCCACGAUCGUCGCUGCUGUGGAAGAAGGACGUGCCAUUUAUAACAACAUGAAACAGUUCAUCCGGUACCUGAUCUCCUCCAACGUUGGGGAGGUUGUUUGCAUCUUCUUGACUGCUGCCCUGGGUUUUCCUGAAGCUCUGAUCCCUGUCCAGCUGCUGUGGGUAAACCUUGUGACUGAUGGUCUCCCUGCCACUGCUCUGGGCUUUAACCCUCCCGACCUGGACAUCAUGAACAAGCCCCCCCGCAACCCCAAAGAGCCCCUGAUCAGUGGGUGGCUCUUCUUCCGUUACCUGGCUAUUGGAUGCUACGUUGGUGCUGCCACAGUGGGUGCUGCUGCUUGGUGGUUUAUUGCUGCUGAUGGUGGUCCAAGAGUUUCUUUUUACCAACUGAGCCAUUUUCUGCAGUGCAAAGAGGACAAUCCGGAUUUCUUCGGGGUGGACUGCGUGGUUUUCGAGUCCCCAUAUCCGAUGACAAUGGCUCUGUCUGUGCUCGUCACCAUAGAGAUGUGCAAUGCUCUCAACAGCCUGUCAGAAAACCAGUCCCUGAUGAGGAUGCCCCCGUGGGAGAACAUCUGGCUGGUGGGAGCCAUUUGCUUGUCCAUGUCCCUCCACUUCCUUAUCCUUUAUGUGGAACCACUGCCAAUUAUCUUCCAGAUCACGCCGUUGAACGUGACUCAGUGGCUGAUGGUGUUGAAAAUCUCCCUCCCUGUCAUUCUGCUGGAUGAAACACUUAAAUAUGUGGCCCGUAACUACCUGGAACCUGGUAAAGAUAGUGUGAGGCCUGCCACCAAACCCUGUGCUCUGUCAGCAUGCACCGAAGGAGUUUCCUGGCCGUUUGUGUUCAUUACUAUGCCCUUGGUUAUCUGGCUUUACAGCACAGACACUAACUUUAGUGAUAUGUUCUGGUCUUGACUGACACGGUGACGAGUUUUACAUUCAAAGGAGAAAAAAAGAAAAAAAAAAAAAAAGAGUUUAACUUAAUUUUUUUAUUGUUUAGAGCAACUGUCUAUUUCUGCUGAAUUUUCACAUGAACAUAUUUGCCGGUGAUGGAGGUUUCAUAAUCUAGAUUUUUUUGGUUUUUUUUUUGCUUUUUCUGACUUCAGUGGGGGCAAUAUAUUCCUCUUUUAUACACAGUUAAAGUGUCCAUUGACAUGUACAGAGAACUAACACUAUUUUAUGCAAAUAUUUUUUUGUAGAUGAAAAGCAUGUACAGUGUUCUGUUCAAUAGUCUUAUUCAUCAUGUAAAAAAAAAGAAAAAAAAAGAGAAGUAAAUUUGUUUUGAGCCAGCGGACACUAUCAGACUAAAUUGGCAGCAGAUUUUAGGGAAUGAAUGUGUGUUGUCUAAAACUAAAAAAGCAUGUAACUGUUUGUCUUCUGCAUGAUCAUCCAAACUUAAUUUGUCAUGAAGUCAGGUUUGAUUCACGAGCAGAACUUUCUGCACUGGGUAGAGGGUCCUGCUCCCUCGGUCAGGAUUCCUUCUCGGUUCCCCUCUUCCCUCACUCUUGGUUCUUGACUGGCCUUGUUUACACCAGUUUCUGUAUGAGGUAAUGCCUAAUCUUGCUCGUGCAGAAAAUGCCAUUCCAGGUGCAGCCUGCUGGGGUUCUUCCAUACUCUCGACACACAUAGGGUUGUUUGGGGUUUUUUUUUUAAGAUUAUUUAUUUUGUCUGUUGUAUUUUAUUGUAACAAGACCUUAUUUUGCCAGUGUUGCCCGUUUUGCAAGGACAGGGAGGGCUACUUCUGUCUCCUUUUAAAGCCUUUUUAACAAACACAAUCUCUAUGAAUUCAAAAGAGGGUUUAAUACUUUAUUUACACAUCAGAGCCUUUCUUUUUCUUUCUCUCUCUUUCUUUUUUUUUUUUUUUUUGUUUCCCCCCUUUAAGAUCAACAUUUGCAAUGAGACCUGGAAAAAUUACUUGCACUGCAUAGGUAGAAAUUAGAUUUCCUCCACUUAGGGCACUAAUGCUCAGUUGUAUCCAUGGGGUUACUCUGCUGGCCUGUUGUAAGCCUGACUUGAAGUAACAAGCUCGUGUGUGUUUUUUGUAAAAUCUGUAAAUAGCACAUGACCAAAUUGAACAUAUUGUAUAGAACUAUUUUUAUUUUGAUGUGGCACUAACCACCUUCAUUAUUACGGUAAAUGUUAAAGCAUGUUUUCAAAUUCAGUCCUGUAUCAACAAUGUGUAAGUCAUUAACAGUCCUAACUGUGGUGUUUUUCUCCAAUGCCUUCCAACUUUCAUCGACUAAAGUGAGUAUUUCUCUUCCAUUUCACCCUGCCAGUGGUGACUUGCUGUAAAAUAGCAUUAUGAUGUAUACAUGUUGAAGAAUAAAUAGUAAUUUCCUUCA